AUGAAUCACGACCUCGAAAGGACUCUACCCCUGGCCAGCCAGCUCGAAGAUGUUUUCGCCGCAAUUCGUCCAUCGUAUGAUCGGCCAGAGCUGUGGGAAGAUACCAAGGAAAUUCGAAGUGAGCUUGAUGGCCUUCACAAGGCCCUUAGCUUUGUCAACUGCACUGUCGCCAAGAAUGGACUCCAAGCAAUCCCAUUUGCAGUCAAAGUCGAGGAAGACUUUGAAGAACUCAGAUCCCGAGCAGAAGAUAGUGGAAUCAUCAGCAGUUUGCCAUUGACUUUUCAUUCUCUGCUGGUCGGUCUAUGGAGCAUGAGCUGGAAGAUGAAGUUGCCGAUAGUCAACCUCUUCACCAAAGUACUUAUCCCUUGCACAGACGAGGCCAGAGAGAACUUCAAAGACCUUUGGAUCGGAUUGCCCGUCGGUGGUGCUGAAGGGAAGUUUUUCAAUAUGGCCCCGGGGCUGGUGAUGAGGAAUGACACACACCCAACGAGCCUUGGAUUCCACAUGUGCCGCAAUAGCAACGAGACAGUUGUUCUUGGGUGGAUGCGGACUUCCUAUGAAGGAGGUGCUUACAAACCGCUUGGUGCUAGCGAUGUCGAACCAGUGGAAAGUGUGGUGCUAGAUUUGGAGCCCGAUGAGCGCGUUGUUAGGGUUCGCGUGUCCAAGCAUAAAGAGUCGAAGGAUGGACUGGUUGGCAUUGCUUUUCUUGAACUUAGUACUUCGGCAGGGAAGAAGGUAUCAAUUGGCAGUUCAAAGGGAUUGAAGAUUGUGGAUACUGUGCCAGAGGAUCCUUCUCAUGGCCUGAUGGGCUGGUACGGCAGGGAAUUGGAAGAUGGCCCCAUCGACCGCCUUGGGACAAUUUGGAAGUAG
Molecule: messenger RNA, 870 nt
Organism: Fusarium verticillioides 7600
Lineage: Eukaryota; Fungi; Ascomycota; Sordariomycetes; Hypocreales; Nectriaceae
Exons: 2
Coding region: 1-870 (289 amino acids)
Source: RefSeq, a predicted model, not a curated record